AUGAAAAAAACCACCAACCUUCAACAUAUCAGUAAUAAUAUUGUGCGUCAUAUUAGAGUACCUUUUCCACCGCAAGUGACUGUUGAUGAAAUCGUCCAAAAACUUCUUGACAAUGGUGUUGAAAAUUACAACAAAACACCUAACUCGUUCAUCAUUUAUAGAAAAGCCUACAUUCACGAGGCUACAAAAUUUGGUUUUUUGGGUGGGAAUAUUUCGAAGCUGGCUAAAGAUGCCUGGGAUAAUGAGCCUGAACGUAUCAAAAACUUUUAUAGGGAAAUGGAGAAGGAUAUUAAAGCCAAGUUCAAGAGAAGCGUACCACCACCGUUCUUUUUUUAUACUCAAAGGAGUCAAAAAAGACCAAGACACACUAAUUGUAAAGUUACUGCUGUUACCACAAAAGAUGCUUUUCGCAUUUCACAAAAGUCAACUUCUCACCCCCAAGCGAUUGUUAUCACCAGUCAUUCUGUAGAAUCUUUUUACACGCACCUGAAUAUUCAUAUGAAUAUAUCGGAUGAGGCCUUCAUUAAUUCUCUUUCUAAUGAUUUGGCUUUGACUUACAAAGCAAUCAUUGACUCUCUGUCUAGCCUACCGAUCUAA
Acaulospora morrowiae is the source of this 597-nucleotide messenger RNA. NCBI's taxonomy places the organism in Eukaryota, Fungi, Glomeromycota, Glomeromycetes, Diversisporales, Acaulosporaceae. The record is from the annotation of a GenBank genome assembly.